Molecule: messenger RNA, 3108 nt
Organism: Schistosoma rodhaini
Lineage: Eukaryota; Metazoa; Platyhelminthes; Trematoda; Strigeidida; Schistosomatidae
Source: the annotation of a GenBank genome assembly
CCCGGGUAUUUCGAAUUUAGUAGUCUGAUGAUCAGAUCUACUGGUGGUUUGCCGGAAUCAUCCACAACUUUUAAUAAACCAAACUGUGAUAGAGACGGCCAACGCAAUACAGUUAACAGUUUGAAUAAUGUUGUUGUUGUUGUUACAGUACCAUCAGUUAAUCUGACAAAUCCAUCUACAUCAGUGAUUGUUGUUAGUCAAUCGACUACUACGAUGUCUAGUUCUAAUCGUAAUUCUCGAAAUAAUUUUAACUACAAAUGUUCAUGCAAAGAGUUAGCGUCUCAUUCUUCUCAUCGUUCCAAUCAUUAUUCAUCUGGUGUUCAUUCCUCACAUUUUCAACAUCAUGGUAAUCAUCAUCAUCACCAUCAUCACUAUAAUCAUCCUGGUCAUAAAGAAAAUCACACCUCUCAUAGUGUUGUUGAAAGUAGUAAUUCAUCUCCCACCAGUGGGACAAGUUCAAGUCAUCAUUAUUCUUCACAUUAUUCUACAUCUCAUCAAACUGUUCCAACUUUUCAACACAACAUAAAGCAUAAUUCAUUCCCUAUUAAAUGGAAACCAGCGAUAAGUAGACACUUACAAGAGUUCAUGAUCAGUCGUAAGUGAUUUUCAUUAAGUCUGUACAUAGUAACAACAAUCAUUUUCAUUUAUAUAAAGUAAAACCGAAAGCCAGGAGCUGUAUAUUUCACCUAAAUUAAAAAAGUGUAAUAAUAUGAAUAAGAAAAGAUUGUGGCAUAAUAGUGAUAACAAUAAAUGAAAAAUGUAUUCCAAGUUACUUUCAGAAUGGGAACAGUUUCAUGCACGUCUGUUACAUUCGAAUAAUAUUGUUACAAAAUCCUGCUGUACCGGAGCAACAACAAUAAAUACUGACACACUGACAACAGUAGCUAUUAACAAUCAGCUUACUACAUCUGGUGAUUCUACUACUAAUAAUAAUGACAGCCCAUCAUCAUCAAAUGAUAUGACUUCAUCAAGAACUAGUUUAUCUGAUAAUUCUUCGUCUGGACAAAUUGCCAACACCCAAUCUAAUAAUAAUGGUAGUAAUAGUAAUAGUGGUAAUGAUUCACCUUCGAUAAUUGAUUCAAAUAUUAUUGGUCGUAGUAGCGGUAGUAGAGUGAAUGAUUUACCUGUUACACUAGCUACUAUUACUACAACUAUUAGUAAUACAACACAUGGACGCGGUAGUAAUAAUGUCAGUAGUAACACUUAUGGUGUUGCGAUGAGCAGUUGUAAUAGUUAUCCUAGACGUAAACAAAGUUGUGGAUAUGUUACAAAUCAAAUGGGGAAGGGUAUGAAUACAGGUUCAUUGGGAUGGAAAAGAAAUCAGACUUCAGGAAGAAAAAUCUCACCUGGAAAUUUUAACAAUCGAUAUCCUGUAAAUUACUUCAGUAAUCGAAACUCUUCAUUCAUUAUAUCUACUACUCCUACUACUGCUACAUCAAAUAGUGUGCUUCCUGUCGUCACGUAUAUUUCAUCAUCUAUAACCACAACAACCAUCACAACAACAACAGCAACAACUCCAACAGUAGUGAAUUCAUCAAACACUGAUCAAAUGAGUAUCACCACUGUAACCAUAAAUAAUCAAUCCAAUUUACAGAGUUCAAAUGUGAUUGAUUUUAAAACGAAUACUUCAGUACCCUUACUAUUGUCAUCAUCCUCAGAGGGUUGUAUACAACAGAAAGUUUCUUCUUCUCUUCCUGAAUCCAAUUCUAUUUUUAAAAUUGAUAUUUACAACUCUUCGACUGUAACGAAUUCAAUAAUAAAUUCACAAAAAUUGGAAAUAAAAACAGAGGAUGUUGAUAAAGUUUCAGAUAUGAAAAUUCAUGUUAACAACAACUGUGUUGUUAUAGCACAAAAACAUUUGUCUGAUUUACACCUUACCAGUGGUGAUAAUAACAAUACAAUUGAUAAGUUGAAAGAAGAUAUUCCAAUUGAUGAAUCGACGAAAAAUUCAUGUAUUACUUUAUCCAAUUCAUCAUUAUUAUUAUUGCCUGAAGAAGAAAGAACAUUAACCAUUGCAUCAAUUUUGAAAGUUGAUCAAGAAAUUGGAAGUUCUAUUAGCUGUGGAAAAGUUGAAGAAGGUGAGUGUUACUGGACUCCGGAUCCCCCAGCCUCUCCUGAAAAUAACACUACCCCACAUCAUGAAAAUUAUUCUAGUAGUUAUCAUUCAACUAGUGUAUCUCCAAGUCCUCCACAACUAUCAGUUUCAUUACCAUGCUCAAAAGAUUUACACACUACUGCCUAUCAUCCACCACUUAGUAUUCGCACAGAAUUAUCUUCAAUGCUUGAUUUUCGUCGAUUCAAUCAACCUAGAGAUUCUCCGCAUAUCUCUUCAUCUAACAAUAGUAGAUUAGAAAGCCUCAAUGAUGUCGAUUAAAAGUUUAAUAAGAAUUUUUUUUUUCUAUUGUCUAUUAUAAUCACCAAUAUUUAAUUGCCUCCAGGUUUUCUUUAUUUCAAAAAACUAAAACCCUCCUUACUUUUAUUUUCGUUUUGACAAACCGGUGGGUACCGUUGAACUUACACUUACGCUUGUCACAUUUUUUUCUUAUACUGCAUUAAACUGUUUUAGUCUCUUAUUUAUCUAAUCUAUUUACUUAUAUAUUUAUACAAAAAAAUCUAUGAUUUGAUACUGUAUAAUAAUAUUGUUUAGUUAAUCAUAUAACUUAUCAUUUAAUCAAGUUUAGCAUUUGUUUUUUUGUUAUUUUUUAAUUGCAAAAUUAAUUAAUUAUCGUUUAUUGAUUUUGUUUUAACUACUGAUAUUAUUUGUUAGUAAUAUAUAAUCUUUUAUUUCAUUUUAUUUUAACCCAAUAAUUUAUUUUUAUCACAUUCAUUCAAAGGGAUUUAAUAAUAUAAGUUGGUAAAUUUAUUGAUUAUUGUUAUUAUUCUAUUUAGGUAUCUUUUAUGCUACCAAAUUGUAUGUUUAUUUAUGUUGUCAUGUGAAUUUUUCAGGUUUUUUUUCGCCCCUCCUCAAAGCCUCAACUUGAAACUUUUCUGUGCUAUUAUGGAUAAUUCUCAUAGUAGUAUUAGUAUUAGUAUUGUUUAUUCUAACUUAUUUGUUAUUUGACUGAUUUUUCAUGUUCUAAUUUUAUAAUAAUAUAUUUCAGAGCAGAG